UCCUCCCCAGCAGGCUGGGCUAUUGCUCCUUGCGAAGAUGGAUUACGCCAAGUCCUUGAGUCUGCGCCUGGCUGCCCCCGUCUCCAAAUGUGUCUCCGCAAGUGCCUCCAUGACCCAGCAGCUGCUGUCGAGCCCAGCCCCGCGGCCCCGACCCUACCGUGUCUGCAACUGGGACCGCAGCAUGCGCAAGGGUGUCAUGGCACACAGCCUUGCUGAGCUGCUGCGCCAGGCUCAGAGCGCCCUGCUCGCCCCGGGUCCCAUCUCGCUGGUGCUGGAUGAGGAUGGCACGGCAGUGGAGACGGAGGCUUUCUUCCGGACGCUGGAGGAGGGCACAGUGCUGAUGGCCCUGAGCAAGGGGCAGACCUGGGCUGCCUCCAAGACGCCCGGCUACCAGCUGAGCUUGUCCCGCAAGCCCCCUCGGAGGAUCGAUGUCGCCUGUGUCACUUUUGACCUCUACAAGACCACCCCGCGGGACCUGGGCUGCCUCAACGUCAAAGCCACGCUCUACGGCACCUACAGCAUGUCCUACGACCUGCGCUGCUACGGGGCCAAGCGGCUGCAGCUCCUGGACGCCACGGAGGAGACGAAGGAGGGGGAGAGCACCCCCCCGCUGCAGAGCCUCCUGCCCUGCACCCUCCCACCCCUGCCCUGCAGGAAGACACUGCACUGA
Molecule: messenger RNA, 670 nt
Organism: Egretta garzetta (little egret)
Lineage: Eukaryota; Metazoa; Chordata; Aves; Pelecaniformes; Ardeidae
Product: cell death activator CIDE-3-like
Exons: 5
Coding region: 38-670 (210 amino acids)
Biological process (GO): apoptotic process; regulation of apoptotic process
Source: RefSeq, a predicted model, not a curated record